Messenger RNA from Cladophialophora carrionii CBS 160.54, 1797 nucleotides. RefSeq lists its product as uncharacterized. Lineage: Eukaryota; Fungi; Ascomycota; Eurotiomycetes; Chaetothyriales; Herpotrichiellaceae. The record is from RefSeq and is a predicted model, not a curated record. Bases 1 to 1797 code for a protein of 598 amino acids. The transcript has 2 exons. Gene Ontology annotation, molecular function: fatty-acyl-CoA synthase activity; fatty acid ligase activity. Gene Ontology annotation, biological process: acyl-CoA metabolic process; fatty acid biosynthetic process.
AUGGCUUCCUCUGUCCCAGUCUCUCCUUUACGUCUCCCCUCGUCAUUCAACUUCGCAACAGAUGUGGUGGAAUACUGGGCGAAAAAGGAUCCCUCGCACGUCGCCCUCUACUGGACCGAUCAAUCAUUGUCCACGACCAAGCAACUGACCUACAGCCACUUCGCGCGCCAGUCGCAGCGCAUAGCAUCACUCUUCACCUCACUGGGCAUCAAGCAGGGCGACACCGCCAUCGUCAUCUCCCCGCGGAUCCCCGAAUGGUGGGAGAUCGGCACAGCAUGUCUGCGCGCCGGCGUGGUCAUGUGUCCAUGCACAACGCUGCUCGUGGACAAAGACAUCGAAUACCGGCUGCAAGUCUCGCACGCCACCACCUUCAUCGGCGAUUCCACCUCCGUGGCCAAAUGCUUGCAGGUCCGCUCAAGAUGCCCCAACCUGCGCACCAUCAUCCAGCUCGACGGCACUGUAUCAUCACCAGCAGCAGCAGAAGCGGGGGUAGUAGACUUCCACGCGGCGCUGGACAAGAUCCCCUCGGACGCGACAUUCGCCGUGCCCAGCUCCCUGGGCCCUAAAUCGCCGGGCAUGAUCUUCUUCACGUCCGGCACGACGGGGCCCCCCAAAAUGGUACUGCACACGCAGACGUCAUACCCACUCGCGCACGCCCUGACGGGGAUGCACUGGCUGGACCUCUCGCCCGGCAAGAUCUACUGGAACCUGUCGGAGCAAGGAUGGGCCAAGGCCGCGUGGGCGUGGCUGUCGACGUGGAACUGCGGCGCCACGCUGUUCGUGCACGACGACCGGCUGGCGUUCCACCCGCGCCGCACGCUCCAGGUGCUGAACCGGUUCCCCAUCACGACGCUGUGCGCGCCCCCGACCGUCUACAGACAGCUGGUCCUGGAUGAGAACCGGCGGUUCUUCGCCACAGCCGAGGGCAGACCGAGGACGCUGACACACUGCUGCGGCGCGGGGGAACCGUUGAACGAGAGCGUGGUGCGCACGUGGAAGGAGAUGACGCACGGGAUCGAGAUCUUUGACGCCUACGGCCAGACCGAGACCAUCGUCGUGUGCGCCAACCAAAAGGUCAACAAGGUCAAGCCGGGCAGCAUGGGCAAGCCCGUGCCGGGGGUGCCGCUCGUGGUGGUCGACUCGGAUGGCAACAUCACGCAGCCGGGUGUCGAGGGAGACAUUGCCAUUACUAUUGAAGGGUCGGGGUCGGGUAACGACGAUGGGCAGCACUCCUUCUUCGGCUUCUUCGAAGGAUAUAUCGACAAAUCGACGGGAAAGGUGGACAACAAGAUCAAGACCCUCGCAAAUGGGAAGAAGUUCUUCCUGACUGGGGAUAGGGCCGCGCGGGACCAGGACGGAUAUUUCUGGUUCGUUGGUCGGGCCGACGAUGUGAUUAACUCAGCGGGCUACAGGAUAGGUCCCUUCGAAGUCGAAUCCACACUCAAAUUACACCCCUCGGUCGUCGAAUCCGCGGUCGUCGGCUCUCCAGACCCGACCCGCGACGAAGUCGUCAAGGCGUUCGUCGUGCUGACGGACAGCGCGGCGUCGCGCAUCACCAAGGCAGAGACCGACGCUGACGCAGCCGCUGCCGCCCUGACGCGCGAACUCCAGGACUUCUGCAAGCGCAACGCCGCGCCGUACAAGUACCCGAGACGGAUCGAGUUCGUGGACGCCGCGUUCCUGCCCAAGACUAUCAGCGGGAAGAUCAAGCGGGCCGAGUUGAAGAUGUUGGAGAGGAGGCGAUAUCAGGAGGGGGAGCGGGCGAGGGCGGGGGCGGGGGCGAGCGCGAAGUUGUAG